GUGGGUGGUUCACUGAGCAAGCCACAUGUACGCCCCUUGUUCCUCUGCCUCCUUCUCCGCCUCCACCUCCUCCUCCUCCUCCACCCGUCGCCGCCGCUAGUGCCUCCAUAUCUUCAGUCUCCCAGAGCAUUCAUUAUGAGAAGCAGCACUAGGAAUUGAUGUGACGGGACGACGGAGACAACAACAACAACAACAACACAAAAGGAACUCCCAAAAUUAAGACAUAAGAAAAAUUGAUAUUUGAAAAAUGAUAAAGAAAAACACUGAAAAAAAAGGAAAAAGAAAAGAGGAAGUAGGAAGUAUAAGGAUAAGAAAUAUAUAAAGUAAGAAUUAAGAAGAUAAAAGUAAAAGAAACGAAAAGAAAUAGAGAAGGGAACGGCUGAAAGGGAAAGUGAGUGAAAAAAAAGAUAAAAAGAGAGGAAGGUCACUGAGAGAAAAAAAAGAACUGAAAAUAAGGAGAAGGGAAAAAAAAGGGAAGAAAAAGAAAGAAGAAAGAUAGUAAAGAACAAAGAAUAGAAAAAAGAUAAGGGAAAAGGAAAAGAAAUCGAGAAAACUGAGAUAGAAAAGGAAAAAUAUAAGAAAGAAAAAAAGGAAAAGAAACCAAGAAUACUGAGAUAAGAAAGGAAAAUAUAAGAAAGGAAAAAAGAAAUCAAGAAAACAGAGAUAAGAAAGGAAACAUAAGAAAGAAAAAAGAAAAGAAAUCAAGAAAACAGAUAAAAAAAGAAAAAGAUAAGAAAAAAAAGUGAAAGAAAAGAAAAGAUAAAGAAGAAAAACCGAGGGGAAAAAGAACUGCAAGAAAAGGAAGGAAAAAGAUAAGGAGUCCAACACCAAGUCCAACAGAGCACAGUAACAAGCGAUGCAGAAGUGGAGUCUCGUCAGGAGGUAAAAAGACAGCCCCGAGGGACGAGAACGAGAUGGCGGCGGGGCGGGGCGGGGCGGCGAGGCACGGGAAGUCCGGGGCACUGCUCACAAGGGGUUGCUUCCUGCUGGUCCCUGUGCUGCUGGUGAUGACGAUGAUAGUGAUGGACAAGACCAGCGCCCUCACCAUCUCACGCCAGCCCUAUCCAUCCUUGGGCGUCCUCAGCGUCAGGUUCCGGGGCGUCCGCUCGGCCUUCAUGCACCCGACGGCCACCUCCUUCAGCCCCCCCCUAAGGAACAACAACGCGGCGCACCGGCCCCAGAACCUCGGAGGCGGCAGCAUCAGCAGUAGCCUCAUGCCCCCCGGUGUGGCCAGCCGCGCCCCGUCCACCCGCACCCAGGAGGCGGGCCCCGCCGCACCUGCCCUCUUGCCGCCGCCGCACGCCCCGCGGCCCCGCACCUUGGCCUCGGACGCCGGCAGCCACCCGCAGCAGCCCACUUUCGUGAGCUUCGGGACGGACAGGGCCUCGGAGCCGCGGCACGCCAAGUGGAGCCGCUCCCAGGCGUCCGGCGCCUCCCUGGGCAGCGGCGGGGGGUGGGCGGGGAUGGCCGCGCCUUCCGUGCAGGGGCGGCGGGCGUCCUUGUCGGGCAUGGAACACCAGCGGGCACACCUCACGGCAGGGCUGGCCGCUCCCGACCCCGCCGCGCCCCCCGGCAGGCAAGACACCUUCGGUCUGGACAUCACGGAGGGCCUCUCGCACCUCGACAGGCCGACAGGACGGUGGAAGGCGGGGUCAACGGGCAGAUUCCCGAGCAGCGGUGACGAUGGGACGAGGGGCCGAGGGCCCACGCACCCCGUGUUUGAUGGUGGCUAUCGCCAGACAAGGCUGUUGCCGACUGGCGAGGAAGAGAUGACAGUUGAAGAAGAAGGCGUGAGAAGUAUAUUCGACUUAAACACGACCACCGAGUACCAGCCGGAGGACUACAUUAAUUAUCACGACUACGACCAAGGUCGUUCCCCUGAGCAUACCCAGGACCACAAACCCCUCACCUUCCAGCACGUGAUGCAGAUCAUGAAUCUGGCCUCCCAAGCGGACCUGCACGCGCUACUGGAACAAAGGGGCAUCACUUUCGACGAGUUGCGGGAGUUUUUGAGCAGUGGAGCGGGAAAGAAGGAUGUCCUGGAGUUUCUAAAGCCACCUACUCCUACCACCUCUAUCGACACCACAACCACCACCACAACUCCUCCAGAGAUGUCACACCAUGGACUUGAUACAGCAGUCGUCGAGGAAGGUUACCAAGAUGAUGUCAGAGGGAUAGCUUCCCCCUCCGAAGCCGAUCACGAAGGGGAGGGCGACGACAUCGAACAAGACAGCAAGGAACAAACUAAGAAAAACAGAAAAAAGGGGAGGAAAGGCAAGGGAGGAAGAAGAAGGAAGAACAAAAGACGCAAGAUAAAGAAGGGACAGGGAGAAGAGGUGCCUGACGUAGAUCCUUCGUCCGUCCCUCCUAUCUUCGACACGACCUCGACCGAAGACCCUGAGCCUUGGACCCCGGGUACUCCAGGAACACUGCCUGAAGCUCCCCUGGCCACCACCAUCGCCGCCACGGAAGACACCCUGCUGCCUACGACACAGCCACCGGCGGCAGACACAACGGUCACGUCACCCCCGUCGGUGCGGACCUCGGAUGUGUCCAUCGUGUCCGUGUCCGUGGAGGAGGUACCCUCUAACCCCUACCACAGGGCACCCGUUCUGACAACCGUAGUGGAGGACGCCAUGCCCACCAGGAGGCACAACACCCAUAACAUAACACCCCCAUUGGAGGACCGAACACCCAGGAAAUUCCCCCGCCCCGCGAGACCCUCACUCGAGCCGGACCAAACAGUGAACGAGAUAGAAAAGGUGAACUUCGUGCGGGAGGAGCAGCGGAACGACUACGUGUUCCCCCUGCGCGGGCUGCUCAUCAUCAGCGGCCUCAUGGGAGCGCUGGCAGUGUUCACCCUCGUGGUUCUCAUCUCGUACGCAGUCAUCAAAUGCUCGAAAAAGCCAGUCGUCAACAACUACCAAGUCUCCGAGCAACAGAAGCCCGCCGGCACGUGAGGCACUCGAACACCGACCGGGUCAGGCUGCCCCCCGCGGAGCACCGCCCGCCCCGCCGAUCCUCCCAGGGCAAGGACGCCCCCGGACAACCUACAGUAUUAUGACGCGAGUGGUGGUGACGCUCACAGCUCACCACAGCCACCUGCAACAUUCCUACCUGGUUCUUAACACUCACAAAGACGCGGUGAAUCUUUAAACACUCCACAGCCUCACCUGAGCUUGUCUGUCGAGUCUAGAUCCCGUAUUUUUUUAACGCCUGUUUGAAAAGCCUCUGGUUGAAGUUGCAAGGCUCUUCUUGGACUGUUUUGUGACCCUAGUGAUAGUUUUAGCUACACUUCUGCACCCUGAACUGGAAUAUCACCCAUGAAAACGGUUUAUCUUCGCUAUGACCUUAGAAAAUAGUCGUAAUAGGAGCCCGAUACGUAAGAGAACAUGGAUCUAGGCCACGCUACAAUAGGUUACGCGUUCCCGUAUUCCCACACAUCCCCAAGUUUGUAUGGGAUGGGAAAGGAAAUUAAAAGAAAUGGAUGAAGUGACUGUUGUUCAGAUUUACCCGUUUUAGUCUGUACCUAUAGCCUCUGCGGCACACCAUGAGCCUCUACAAGCCCUCCAGACAGACAAACAGACACAAGACACUGCUUCAUCGAGGUCUCAAAAAGUCUCAACAAACACAGCCACAGGUAAUCACACAAAAACAGGACCAAUACAAUAAAAAUACAAUACAAUAAAAAAAAGUUACAAUAGUUACCAAUAUACAAAAUCAUAGGUACAAAAUUACAGAAAUAGUUACAAUAAAAAACGUUAGGAAAGGUUAGCUACAAGCAUUAUAAAGAGAAACGGUUUAAGGUCACUGAUAGAAAAAGAAAGAUGUAUAGUUCGGAACGUUUACGGAUAAUAAUGAAAAGAAAAAAAGAUAAAUAGCUAAGAUGGCAGAGACAAAACCCACAACACAUUUACCUUGAUUUGGAGCAGCUGCAGUUAGUUGGGGAGAUGAAAACCAACUCAAAAUAACGUCCACACUUUCCGGUACUAUUCCACAGCUUUUCAGGCACCGACACGAGUGAUAAACCGCAAAAAUAACACAAAAUAAGAAGCCCCGCGCAGCAAGCAACCCGCCAUCACCGAUUUGUUUUGUUUACUGUCCCGAGUUUGAGUCAAGGUUGCCGGAUAAUCGUACACAGAGCCGCGUAUUUACCGGUUUCUGGCCCAUAACUGUUGCCAAGAAACACCAAUAAUUAACCAUUUAAACGAUAACUAUAUAUUAAGGCAGAUAUUUGGGUGAUGAAGGCAGUUUUUGGGUCGGAAAUCGGCAAACAUAAGAGGCAGAGUACGACAAUCUAGCAAUGUUGGGUCACUCCGAGUUCGAGUUUGUUGUUGGGCUAAAAAAUUUCGUAACUUCUUUUUUUUCUGUCCUGUGCUGCGGUCCACUUUUUUUAUAUAUCAUGCUUCCUUCUUUCCCAUUUGUAUAUAUUGCUCUGAUUCCCCGCGAGAAACAUUAAUGUGUACAGUAAUGAGUUAAUUGUUACCGGUACAAGCUAUGCCUCAGUUUUUUUUUUAAUAAACACAUUAUGAUUGACUGAUGAUUAUUAUGAAUGAUUGAAUUAUGAUAUAUCCAGUUAAGGCUUAUAGUCUUAAUUACCAUAUUAGAAUGAAAUAUGCCCUCCUCGGCUUUUUUUUCAAUACAGAGGUAGAUAUAGGACUUCAUAGGUAGUCUAGGCCAUGCACAGUUCCACUACUAUAAGCCUGUCUCUAUUACAUUGUCCCACGCACAGGAAAUUAGCAGCCCCCAUGCUAUAAUAAGGGUGUACUUGGACCAUAGUGCCGGGUAAAAUCAGCACUUUAUCCAAAUUCUAGCCUGGGUUCUUUUGAUUGUGAGCCAGGCAGGUUGAGUCCUUAUAGACCCAGGAGCCAUGAACUCUAAGAAUGGCAGAGAUUCUUGUGGAACGGGAGAGCCAUUCUGACAUUAUACUAGGCUAUUGUAUCACAGCUUUUUUUUACCCUUUUACUCAUUAAGCAUUGUACAAAAAGCUGGGAAAAUGACCCCUCGAGAAAUAAUAAAGUGCAAAUUAAACUAUGA
Eriocheir sinensis (Chinese mitten crab) is the source of this 5037-nucleotide messenger RNA. RefSeq lists its product as uncharacterized. The record is from RefSeq and is a predicted model, not a curated record. The transcript is spliced from 5 exons. Bases 915 to 2960 code for a protein of 681 amino acids. Lineage: Eukaryota; Metazoa; Arthropoda; Malacostraca; Decapoda; Varunidae.